Messenger RNA from Dentiscutata erythropus, 936 nucleotides. NCBI's taxonomy places the organism in Eukaryota, Fungi, Glomeromycota, Glomeromycetes, Diversisporales, Gigasporaceae. The record is from the annotation of a GenBank genome assembly.
AUGUUGAAAAAUCUAGCGCUGUUAAUCUUUAUUUUUAUCAUUGCAUUCUUCGGUAAUUUAACUUAUGCUGCGACACCUACAAUACCUUUUAAAUGGAGUAGAAAUGAAUUAUUUGGAGCAUUUCAGGAUGAUGCAUAUCAAGUUGGAACAUUCUCUAAUCAAUCCUCUUUGGUAGAAAGAGCCGUUUACAUUUGUGAACCUGGAUAUUCUCAAUGUCCAAAUUCUGCUUUAUGCUGUUCCACACAAUGCAGUAUAAUUUGCGGCGAUAACAGUGGAUGUUGUCCAUCCGGUUAUGGUUGUUGUGAUGAUGGACAACAUUGUUGUCAGACAGGUUAUAAAUGUUGUGGAAUAUAUUGUUGCGAUCCAGAUACCUCCCAUUGUUGUAGUGACAAAAGUGGUUGUUGUAUGCUAGGUUAUGAAUGUGCUGGCAACGGCUUAUGCAGUAGACCAACGUUAUCACCAACAAUAACACUAAUAACACAAGAAGUUGUUGAGUAUAUAGUUAGGUACAUUAGAGUAAUAAAAUGGGCAACAGAAAAUGGUUAUUCUAAUGAAGAGGCUGAUGAAUUAGAAGAAACUGCUGAAAAAUUAGUAGAGUGCAUAAACAAUUUUGGAAUAAGUUUGGCAAAUUCAAGUGUGACAAAUAAUGAUUCUUGUAUUUCAUGUGAAAAUAUCAAAAGUUUAUCUAAUAUUGAUAUAGAUUUACCACCAACAAAUUACGAAAUUAUAGUAAUAUUAAAGUUAUUAUAUUCGUUAAAAGAAGAUAUAAAGGAUGCUAGUGAAUGUAAAUUUAACUUAGCAUGUAUGAAUGGAGCUGAUUCUUGCUCACAAAAUUCACCAACAAAUUUCCCAAAUUUACCAUCUGCUUCGGGAUAUAAUUCAAAUACUGCAAUCACAAAUAGUAUUAGAUGUUAUUCAAUAAUAUCCUUAUUAUAA